Molecule: messenger RNA, 717 nt
Organism: Tetrapisispora phaffii CBS 4417
Lineage: Eukaryota; Fungi; Ascomycota; Saccharomycetes; Saccharomycetales; Saccharomycetaceae
Gene: ACM1
Product: Acm1p
Exons: 1
Coding region: 1-717 (238 amino acids)
Source: RefSeq, a predicted model, not a curated record
AUGAGCCAUACUACGAGGUCUAGAACUCCACUCUCUAGCAGGAGUAUUAAUCACAGAAUAAAUAAUGUCAAUAAAAUUACGAUAUCUAAGAACAGCAUUGAAAAAGUGUCUCCUUUGAAACGUAGUGAUAUUGAUAUUUCAAUUGCAUUAAAAAAAAGUCCUAUCCGUAGGUCAAACGACAGUGCUCUUUUGAGAAGUAGGUCGAACUCAAGAUCACCAAUAAAAAAUAAGAAUUCGACACCAGAACCAUUUACAUUAUUUGAGGAAACGCAAGAUCAAAGAGCUACUGUAUUGAUGAACCAUAUGUCUCUAACCAGAAAUCUCAGAACAUACCGUGAUGAAAAUGAUUGGGAAUUUAUAAAAGAGAACAUGUCACCAAAUAAAUUAAAAAAUAGAGAGACUGCACAAGAAUUAUUGAAUAAAACAAGGCAAAAUAGUCACCGUCAAAUUUUAAAGGAUCUAAGCAUUUCAGAGCAUAAAGGUUAUAUAGAAGAUCCAAGAACUAGAGAAUCCUCCGAGUUAAAUAUCCAUAUUAAAAAUGGAAUAAGUAUCCCUUCAUUUGUUACUCCGCCAAGGGAUAAGAAUAUUAAAGACUAUUUUAAAGUUGCGGGAACUUUCGAUAAAACUGUUAUACAGAACACUACAUCGCGUAGCACUGAUGAUAUUCCUAAGGAUAAAGUUAUAAGAAAGCUAAAUUUCAAUAUUUGCAGUUACUAA